Messenger RNA from Hermetia illucens (black soldier fly), 1142 nucleotides. RefSeq names its product 60S ribosomal protein L23a (gene RpL23A). The record is from RefSeq and is a predicted model, not a curated record. The transcript has 4 exons. Lineage: Eukaryota; Metazoa; Arthropoda; Insecta; Diptera; Stratiomyidae. Gene Ontology annotation, cellular component: ribosome; cytosolic large ribosomal subunit. Gene Ontology annotation, biological process: ribosomal large subunit assembly; translation. Gene Ontology annotation, molecular function: rRNA binding; structural constituent of ribosome. The coding region runs from base 127 to 1014 and encodes 295 amino acids.
CCGCCAUCAUAUCAACAACGAGUAUCGUUUGUAUUCAGCGUCGAAUCCGCCGCUGAAUCAGCAUUUCACGAGUUCCGGUCACAGACAUUCGAGUCUCUUUCUUUCGCAUCUGCCUUUUUCGUGAAUAUGGCACCCAAGAAGCCCACUGACAAGUCCGCGGCGAAGCCGGCGGAGAAAAAAGAAGAGAAGAAACCUGCCGCCUCCACAAGCGGGGCAGGAGCUAAGAAACCAGCGGAGAAAAAACCCGCAGCUAAGCCUGCUGAGAAGAAAGCAGCUGCUCCCUCAUCGGCAGCUCCACCAGCAAAGAAAGCCGCGCCAGCUAAGAAGUCUGCCGACAAGAAAGCUGGUGGCGACAAGAAGGCCGGUGACAAGAAACCUGCAGUGAAGAAGACCGCGGCCAAGAAACCCGACGCCAAGAAGGCUACCAAGGCUAAGGUCGGCAAGGAUGGCAAGCCUAAGAAGAAGGCAACCGUCAAGGUCGCUAGGACCACAGCACACGCCAAGCUCGCCGCUAAAGCUAAAGCCAAGACUGCUGCCGGCAAACCAAAAGCCCUCAAGGUCCAAAAGGGAACUGCCAAGGCUAAGGCCGUCGCCAUCCUAAAGGCCAAGAAGGUUAAGACAAAGGUUAUCAAAGGUCAAUUUGGAACCAGGACAAGGAAGAUCCGCACCAGCGUCCAGUUCAAGCGGCCAAGGACUCUGAGGUUACCACGUAAUCCCAAGUACCCAAGGAAAUCAGUCCCCACCAGGAAUCGCAUGGAUGCCUACAACAUCAUCAAGUACCCACUCACGACUGAAGCCGCCAUGAAAAAGAUCGAAGACAACAACACGCUCGUCUUCUUGACACAUUUGCGGGCAAAUAAGAAUCACAUUCGUGCGGCGGUGAGGAAACUGUACGACAUCAAAGUAGCCAAGGUUAACAUUCUGAUCCGGCCUGACGGACAAAAGAAGGCUUACGUGCGGCUGGCGCGGGACUACGAUGCGCUGGACAUUGCCAACAAAAUCGGCAUCAUAUAAAAAGUGGAUUUGUUUUCAUUUUGUGCGGUUUUGUCGCUUUGCUUUUUGGUGGAGCGGGUGAGCCGUACAAAACGGAGGUGAUGUCUUUUUUUUAAAAACUGGAUUAAACAAUAAAAGUUAAAAUCUAA